AUGCCGGGCAAGCAGGAGGAGGGCCAUGGCGCGCCGGGCGGCAGCAGCGUGUGCUUGUGGCUGGUGACGGUGCUGCUCCUCCUCUCCCUGCUCGGCGGCGGCGCGUGCCUCGCGGCCUACAUCCUGCUGCCGCCGCACGAGGCGCCAGCCUGGCUCCCCGCCGUUGGCCUGGCGCUCGUCGCGCUCCCGUGGGCGUUCUGGAUCGCCACGUGCGCGUACCGGUGCGCCAAGGCGCGGGCCGCCGAGCGCAGAAUGGCCGUCGCGCCGGCGCCCGGCAGCAUGUGCUCGCGCUCCGGCUCAUGA
This is a messenger RNA of Miscanthus lutarioriparius, 303 nucleotides long. NCBI's taxonomy places the organism in Eukaryota, Viridiplantae, Streptophyta, Magnoliopsida, Poales, Poaceae. The record is from the annotation of a GenBank genome assembly.